AUAAAAAAAAAGUAUAGCAUAAAAAAGGAACUGGAACGAUUUUAAAGUUUUCUUAUUCUAUAUUUUGAUAGAGAAUACGUAAUACACUAAUUGGUAAAUUUUAAAAAUUACUGCUUGCUAUUUCUUCAUAUGUUAAAAGCGCGAAAACAUCUGGGAACUGGAUACGAGGUUGAAACUGGGCCUUACUUUCAAGAAUAAACAUUUUGUUCGCAAAGUGAAUAGUUCAAUGGGUACACUGCACAACGAAAUGUAAAUCUCCAAUGCUACUCGCAUUCAGCAUGUACUCCAUCUUCGUGCUUUUUCAACCGAUUCGUGUAUUAGAUUAGAAAAAAUAUACAACCACUGUGUGGAGAGUGUUAUCUGCAAAAAAAUUCUAAUUAAUGGCGGAUAAAGCGUCGUGCGAAGUAAAACGAAAAACAUUGAACAUGGAAUAAAUACAAAUGUUAUGGAACAUAACAAAGAAAAUAAUGCACCCCUCGAAACAAGUACCCAGGAUUCUACACAGUCGUUCAAUGAAAAUGAGGACUGUUUAAACGAAAAUAUUGAUUCAGCUGAGAAUGAAAUCUCGGGAAGCGACAACAGCACGAUUGAAACUGUCGUUGAAAAAAAUUUACACGAGAAUAAUGCAGCUAAAACCGACUCGACAUUAGAAGACUCUUCGUCAAAAAGUAACUCGUUCGCUUACGAUAUAACCAAAGAGACCAUUUUGAUCGAGCAAUCGUACAGUGAUGGAUACUUCAACAGUAGUCUUGAUAAACUUUAUGAACGUUAUAUGAAUCAAAAAGACAGCGUCACAGCCUCAGAUGAACAACCAACUGGUUGUUUUGACGAAACCAAAGAUAACGUCAACAACCCAUCAAAAUUCGGAAAGUGCAAUAAGAAACAGAUUAUAAUCAUCUCCACCACGAUGUUGUGUAUGGUUGUGGCUGCCACCGCCGCAACUGUGUUGACGCUAAACGCCUUUAAACAUUCACCCCAUCAUUACCAUGGUGAAACUGUCGCAGAAGAACGUGCAGACGUAUAUCAACGUGCUGCUGUUGUUUCAAGCUCUUCUGCGUGUACAAAAAUUGGCACAGACAUAUUGCGUAGAAAUGGCUCAGCAGUUGAUGCAGCCGUAGCGACUUCAUUUUGCUUAAGCGUCGCGAGUAAACAUUCCACCAGCAUUGGAGGAGGGGGUUUUAUGUUAGUGUAUGCAAGGAAGAAUAAGACGUUUGAUGCGUUGGAUUUCAGUUCCACAGCCCCCGGCAAAGCAAAAAAUAACAUGUUUGAUAAAAACGUAAACGAUUCAAAAUACGGAGGAAAAUCAAUAGCUGUUCCCGGCCUUGUCAAAGGUCUUUACUCAGCGUGGCAAAGUUAUGGCAAAUUGCCUUGGAAAGACCUUGUUCAACCAGCUGUUAAUUUGACUAAACAAGGAAUACUCAUACAAGUUCGAUCUUACGAAAUUGCUAACCAAAUGAAGAGUUUUUUGCAGGAAUACCCUGGCUUGAGAAAGUUUUUGUUAUCCUCCAACAACGAACCUUAUGAGCCUGGCCAUCUACUCAUAGAUGCUGCUUUAUCAAAAACAUUGGAAAUUAUUCGUGACAAGCCGGAUGAUUUUUACUCUGGUGAGCUUGCUGUAAGCGUUGUCAGGGACAUCUCCACCGCGGGUGGCAUCGUUUCACUGGAUGACUUGGCAAAAUAUAAAGUGCGCCAUAGAGAUCCCGUUUCUGAUAACAUAAAUUCGCUGAACUUGAAAACUAUUGGAGCACCGUCCGGAGGUGCUGUUGUCCUGGAAAUUCUAAACAUAUUGAAAGGCUACCAUUUUUCUCCUGAUGACGUAGACGUUAAAGAUUCGAAGAGAACAGCUACUACAUAUCAUCGUAUUAUCGAAGCCAUCAAAUUUGCGUUCGCACACAGAACUAAGUUAGGCGAUCCAGAUUUUAACGAAGAUGAUAUGAAACAGUUGAUAGAGACUAUGGCCGAUGAAGGUUUUGGUGAACGUUAUCGUCAAAAAAUUGACGAUGAAGAGACGAAAGAUUACACCUUUUACGAAGCUGAGUAUAGUUUGCCAUCAGACGGAGGAACAUCGCAUGUCAGCGUUUUAGCCCCUAACGGUGAUGCUGUUUCUAUAACAACAACUAUAAAUAGUUGGUUUGGCAGUAUGCACAGAUCACUCGAUACUGGUAUCCUAUACAACAACCGAAUGAAAGAUUUUAGCACCAUCCAUGAUAAAUAUUUCAAUUUGACAUACUCGACUAUAAAUUCUAUCCACGGCGGAAAACGCCCACUGAGUUCCAUAUCUCCGAUCAUUAUGACAAAUAAAAAAGGAGAUGUGAAAUUUGUAUUAGGUGGAGCAGGGGGUGAAAGAAUAAUUCCAGCAGUUGCACAAGUGAUUAUAAAUAAAAUUUGGUUUGAAGAUGAGUUGGGUGAAGCAAUCUAUCGACCCAGGGUGUUCCAUAAUUUAUUCUCGGAAUCCGUUAAAGUAGAAAAGGACGCAGUAAUUUUUAAGGACGACUUUCUGAAAGAAAUCAAGAAACGUAAACAUGUAAUAAGCGAGGCAAACGAAUUGGAAUUUUCAGCAGUUCAAGGAAUCUACGUAGACGAAAAUGGGAAAGUGGAAGCUAAAUCGGAUUAUCGGAAAUACGGACACACAGACGGAUUUUGAUAAAGGAGCCAAGUACAGCGUCCGUUCAUUUAGAAGUCGAUCGUUUAAAUGUAAAAUACAGAAAUUGUUAGUGGAUACGUUCUUAUAUUUGCAUUCUUGGGAAAAAUUCUAUUUUUUGAGGUUUAAAGUACGGCUAAGAAUCAUAAAAAAUAAUUUGAAGACCAAAAGAUGAAUAAGUUGUGAAGG
Messenger RNA from Hydractinia symbiolongicarpus, 2830 nucleotides. RefSeq names its product glutathione hydrolase 1 proenzyme-like. NCBI's taxonomy places the organism in Eukaryota, Metazoa, Cnidaria, Hydrozoa, Anthoathecata, Hydractiniidae. The transcript has 9 exons. Gene Ontology annotation, molecular function: glutathione gamma-glutamate hydrolase. Gene Ontology annotation, biological process: glutathione catabolic process. Bases 446 to 2644 code for a protein of 732 amino acids. The record is from RefSeq and is a predicted model, not a curated record. Gene Ontology annotation, cellular component: plasma membrane.